Messenger RNA from Spodoptera litura, 907 nucleotides. RefSeq names its product trypsin, alkaline B-like. The record is from RefSeq and is a predicted model, not a curated record. Gene Ontology annotation, biological process: proteolysis. Lineage: Eukaryota; Metazoa; Arthropoda; Insecta; Lepidoptera; Noctuidae. Gene Ontology annotation, molecular function: serine-type endopeptidase activity.
AACUAGGAUUGCAAGUUGAUGCAUUAGUUGUCAUCAUGCGAGCAGUCUUUGUGUUGUUGGCUAUCAGCCUAACUGCGGUUACUGCUGUCCCUGCAAAGCAAUCAGUAAUUGUUGGAGGGUCGGUGGCCGUCAUCAGCCAGUACCCUAGCGUCGUUGGUUUGUUAUACUCAAGCAAUGGGAAUAACUUUUACGAAGUGUGUGUGGGUACUAUUGUCACAACAAAGUCUAUUCUAACCGCUGCACAUUGUGUAUAUGGUGAUGCAGUUUACAAAUGGCGCGCCCGAGCCGGUUCGAGUUGGGCCAACAGUGGUGGCACUGUGUACGCUCUCAACUCCUUUACCAUCCAUCCUAGCUUCAACUUCCGAACUAUGAACAAUGACAUCGCCAUCUUGCGCACUCCUGUAAUCAUCACUAAUUCUAACGUUGUUAAGCCUGCCUCUAUUGCUGGCGUGAAUUACAAUCUACCCGACAAUCAAGUUGUUUGGGCUGUUGGAUGGGGAACUCCACUCGUUGGUGCAGCCCCGGGUGAGCAGCUUCGUCACAUCCAAGCUUGGACUAUCAACCAGAACACAUGUGCCUCCAGUUAUGCUGCCUUCGGAGCAAAUGUGACUGCGAACAUGUUGUGUUUCGGCUGGCCGAAAGGCGGUGCUCGCGACCAAUGCCAGGGUGACUCCGGUGGCCCAGUCUAUCAUAAUGGCAUUUUGGUCGGGAUUAGUUCAUGGGGUUAUGGUUGCGCUAAUGCUGCCUACCCUGGAGUCAAUACUCGCAUUUCCAAACUGGCUUCAUGGAUUCAAACUAAUGCUUAAUUUAAUGACCUAAAGAUCUGUUUCAAGAUAUAUUUAUUCUUGUUUAUUUGGUGUAAUUUUUUCGUAAGUUAGCAAUUAAUAAAGUUAAGUUUUAAACUAAU